Molecule: messenger RNA, 1494 nt
Organism: Fulvia fulva
Lineage: Eukaryota; Fungi; Ascomycota; Dothideomycetes; Mycosphaerellales; Mycosphaerellaceae
Exons: 3
Coding region: 1-1494 (497 amino acids)
Source: RefSeq, a predicted model, not a curated record
AUGGCGGCUACAGACCCAGCAGCGAUGAUGGCCGCUAUGGCUGCACGCAUCCUCGGCAAGGGAAGCGCACCACCACUGACCGCACCGACACAGGAUCAAGCUGCGCCGCGCACAGUACCGCGCCAACCAGUUCCAGCGGCACCGCCUGCCCCAGUGCCAACCAACUUAGCUCCGCCACCUACUCCUGCCUUCGCUGGCGUUGCUCCGGCAUCAGCAGAGCCGUCUCCGCCGACAGUGAAGGAGGUUGGCGUGGCACCAGAUGCAGGCCCAUCACUCUUUGGGACACCAGAGCAGCUGGCUGAGGCCCGUCGGUUCAGCAGGGAAGCAACUACAGGCGGCAAUAAGUCGCGUCCUGGCUCUCGAUCGAGUGCAUUCCCAUCUCGCCCAUCUUCAGUGACCUCCGACAGUUCACGCUCCUCGUUCGCGCGCAAAAGCUAUACUCACGGCGGCGCAAACACAUCAGCAGCAAGCUUUCACCUCACUCCUCCACCCGUCUCCACUCAUGCGACACGGAGCCUCGCAGCUUCGGGCUCCUCUUUUGCGUCAAAUGGAGCCCUUGCUCCCCCGACCCAGCCGCAAGCCAAGCCAGACGUGUCGUUCAGCAAGCCAAACACCUUUGGAAGCACAACUCAGUCAUUGUCGGUGGACGCCCUCGGCUCUUCUGCUAUCGCUAGUCCCAAGGUCGAGAAGGCAGUCGAGCCGAAGCCCACAACCCCGGCUAUCAGCAAGCCAAGUGUCACGACUCUCCCUGCCUCGGCGGCAGCGGCGCCAUAUCUGCGCGCAAAGGGCUGGCAGACGUUCACAGUGGACGGUGCUGGCACAGACAAGGACAUGAAUGCCGAGAAGAUCGAGACAAAGAAGGGAGAUGUUGGCAAGCCGAUGAUUCCCACAGUCAAGGUCGAGCCGGCAGAGCCUGCAGCGCUUGGCCCAAGAGUCAAGCAAGAGUCCGAAGAGUCCGAUUACAUUGUCAUCCCCAAGUUACCAGCAGCAACCAUUGAGAAGUCUAAUGCUCCUCCAGCUACAGCACCAGCUCAAGCUCAGUCGAUCACCGUCUCUGUCGCCGAUUUUGACCGUAUGAUGGCCGAGAUCACUUCCCUCACUAAGCAGGUGGCUACACUCACUCAGCGUGUGGGAUCAUUGGAGAACGAGAACUUCCAGCUGCAAGGCAAGGUCGAGCCGAUGUGUCAGUUGCAGGAGCUCCGCCAGUACUUGGGCACCAAAGAUGCCAAGGCUCCUUUCGAGCUCUCGGUCAAGUGUCCACCAGGCACAUACUGCAAGGUUCAGGCGAACGCCACGCUCAAGGUCGCCGACCUCAUCCGUCGCGUGCGUGUCGCCAGCAAGACAUGUCCCGCCGAGAGCCCAGCUCCGCGUCUGGCGGUCGAGGGCAAAGAACUGGGCCACGCGCUUACCCUGCACGAGGUUGGUAUCACCUCGAACAGCUUGGUGGAGUUUGUGCACGAUGGAGUCAUGGCCGAAGAGGACGAGGAGCUGUAG